AUGUCCAUGCAUGAUUCCCGUAUCAUGCAGGACACCGUGCUUCUUGAGCUGCCAUGGUACACAGAACUUGAUGCCAUUUGGCACUCUAAUCCGUCCAUGGCUGCAAAAGUGCACUCAUCAAGACCUGGUGUCGACCACACAGGUGCCUUUUACUCCCUCAUUCAACCACAUGGUGGGGCUGGUCCCUCCAUGUACUAUGGCAACAGUCGGCGGUCAUCACACACUCCCAAUGUCUCAGAUCAUCUGUCUGCCUACCAAUGUGGGCACCACGUACCUCAAAAUUUUGCUGGCGGUAUGUAUCCACCAGCAACACAUGACUCCUUAAUGUUGCGACACUCUGCUCCCCCUCCCCCCUUACCAUCACAUUUGCCCUCUCACGUAUAUAUCGCCGACAACUACAGUCCAUUGCAUUCCCCCUUGGGGAAUGCAUUGGACCAUGUUGAAGGCGACGACGACAUCAUGAUGCUCAACGAUGGCCCUGGUAGCCCUUGCCCAGUUGCGGGGAAGAAGCAACAACUCCCUUCAUCACCCUCUCCUUCUGCCUCCCCUUCCUCCUGCCUCCCCUGCUCCAGAACUGUUCAUCGUGCUGUCAAGAACUCCGGCAUCUACGUACAGUCAGACAUGUCGCAGCAGGUGGAGCAGGUGAAGGACGAAAUCGAGAGCUUCCAGUUGAGCGUGAUGUCAUGCCAUGAGGGCAAACAUCAACACUACAUCGCCAAGCUUGAAGCCAAAAGCGAGCACAAUCAUGACAUGAAGAAAUGCGAGUGGCUUCGUGCUACCCGGGAGCACGAAGCCUCCCAAGCUGCAGUCAGCCAUCAGCGCCAGCAGGAGGUCAAAGACACUGAAAUUCGGCUUUGUGAGAUGGAUAUUCGGGUCCACCAAGCACAUUCCUUGGUGCUUGAUAAGGAAGCAGAAACUCUCCGCCUCAAGAUCCAGUUCCACCAAAUGAUGCAGGCCUCCAAGGCCUCAUUAGAUGCAGGAACUGGAUGA
This is a messenger RNA of Suillus plorans, 990 nucleotides long. RefSeq lists its product as uncharacterized. The record is from RefSeq and is a predicted model, not a curated record. The transcript has a single exon. Lineage: Eukaryota; Fungi; Basidiomycota; Agaricomycetes; Boletales; Suillaceae. The coding region runs from base 1 to 990 and encodes 329 amino acids.